Molecule: messenger RNA, 1950 nt
Organism: Penicillium cinerascens
Lineage: Eukaryota; Fungi; Ascomycota; Eurotiomycetes; Eurotiales; Aspergillaceae
Product: ABC1 kinase family protein
Exons: 2
Coding region: 1-1950 (649 amino acids)
Source: RefSeq, a predicted model, not a curated record
AUGUCGCACGCGAUGCUCCUCAGAUCGCUACGGCCCGCCGUCGCACCCCGAGUCUCAAUCUGGCACCCUCUAACCCGCCGAUAUGUGCACGCGGGGGAAUUCCAGCCCUUCCUUCCUCCGUCGCCGAGCUCACUAGGCAAACCCACGGCAGCGAAGACCUACACUCGCACCCGAAAAUGGCUACGGCGGCUGGUCUACGCCUCGCUGGCCACGGGCGUCAUCUACGGCAUCGACUCGCAGUUCUACGCCUCGUCACUGACCCGAACUGUCCGCACCUUCUCUCUCGGUCUAUUCGUCGCACUGGACUAUAAGAUCAAUUUCCGCCCGCACCCGCCUUUCGCCAGCUCUAUUACAGCCCUGCAUGCCCGAAGCGCCGAGCGUUUGUCGGACCUCCUACGUCACAAUGGUGGGCUGUACUUGAAGAUGGGCCAGGCUAUCGCCAACCAAGCGGCGAUUCUGCCCCCCGAGUUUUCGCAGAUGUUCUCGCGCAUGUUCGAUGAUGCGCCGCAGAAUGAUUGGAAGGAGGUUGAGAAGGUUAUUCGUGAGGAUUUUGGAAAGUCGCCGGAGGAGGUCUUUGGUGUCUCGUUCACCGGUGAGCCUGGGAAGGGUGUCAUGGAGCGAACGGCCCGUGCUAGUGCUAGUGUGGCACAGGUUCAUUGGGCCCGUCUGCCGGAUGGACGGGAGGUCGGUAUCAAGAUCCAGAAACAUGAGAUUGAGCAGCAGCUGAACUGGGAUUUGUGGGCUUUUAAAGUGGUUACUUUUAUCUACAGCAAGCUGUUUGAUAUCCCUUUCUACACUUUGAUCCCGUACAUCAGCGAGCGGCUGUCCCUGGAGACGGACUUUGAGAAUGAAGCAAACAACUCGGAGGAAAUGGCCCGGCUAGUGGCUGGCGAACCUCGUCUGCGGGACCGUGUGUACAUCCCGAAAGUGUAUCGCGAGCUUAGCUCGAGACGAGUUAUGACGGCCGAAUGGAUAGAGGGCGUGCGGCUCUGGGACAAAGACUCCAUCACACGCUCAUGGCGUGGUGGCUGGCGCCAGGGCAGCCCAGGAUGCCACGGAACACCCAUGGAUCCUCCAAAGAGCGGACCCGCCUCUCCAAACCCGCAAGAAUCAAAAGUCAAGCCCGAGCGCAAUCACUGGAAGGGCCCGAACAACCGCGGCGGGCUAGGCCUGUCACUCAAGGACGUAAUGACAACCAUGGUCGACCUUUUCUCCGCACAGAUGUUCCUAUGGGGAACAGUACACUGUGACCCGCACCCAGGCAACAUCUUCAUUCGACGCCAACCCUCCGGCCGGGCCGAGCUUGUCCUUAUCGACCACGGCCUGUAUAUCCACAUGGAACCCGGCUUCCGGCACCAGUACGCACGCUUCUGGAAAGCGCUACUCACCUUUGACAACAAGACAUUAGGCGAGAUCGCCAAAGGCUGGGGUGUCAACAACUCUGAUAUCUUCGCCUCCGCCACCCUCAUGCGCCCCUAUCGCGGCGGCGAUAUGUCGACACAGCGCCAUAUCGAGGGCCUGAGCAAGCGUGAGCUCCAAGCGCGUCACUACGAGAUGCAACAAUCAGCCCGCAAGGCGAUCCGUGAGAUCCUAGGCGAUGAGAAGAAGUGGCCACAAGAGCUUAUCUUCAUCGGCCGUAACCUGCGCAUCGUCCAGGCGAAUAACCAGUUCCUUGGCUCGCCGGUCAACCGUGUUAAGAUCACAGGUACGUGGGCUUCGCGCGCGCUUGUCGAGUCCCCCGAUCUGCCAUUAUCCGAGAAGAUCCGUAACUUGGGCCGCCAUGUUAUCUUCCGCAUCGUGCUGGUGACUAGUGAUAUUUGGUUCUACUGGGCCAAGAUUCGGCAGUUCUUCCAUCUCGGUGGUGGUAUGGAAGAUGAUAUCGAGGCCCAGAUGCAGAGUAUGGCGAAGGAAAUGGGCGUUGAGUUGAAUCAGAAUUUGUUUGACGGCUAA